AACUGUGCUUCUGCAUUCUUCAGCCAUAUAAACCUGAAUUUAUCCCGUCUAAGUGACAGAAACAGCUUACUGGGGACUGGUCAUGGACACCUCUGCUGUCAUUCUGCUUGUCCUUCUCCUGGGGACACUCAACACAGUCCAGUGCCAGUAUGAAGAGGCAAAAUCUGAGGAUGUUGAAGAAGGUGGCCCUCUUGGUUUGAGAAGAGACAAGUUCUCAGAGGAGGAUAACAUAGUGUCCAAUCUGAUUGAAAGGGCUACUGACAAGAAGGAAGACGAUAUCCCUGAGGAGGAGAAGUACACCGUGUCUGGUCUGAUUGAAAGGGCCAGCAAGAAUGCAGGGCAAGCGCUUGAUGACCCAGAGAUCACAGAGGGUGAUAUCGCAGUGUACACUGGGUUCCAGAACGCUGACCCCUGCACCUCGCAUGGCUGCAAGUGGCCUCGUGCCCGGGACGGCUUAGUCUAUGUGCCUUACUACAUCUCUAACCAGUACUCGUCCCGUGAAAGAGCCACCAUUGAGAGGGGCCUGCAGUCUUUUGCCCAGUCCACCUGUAUCCGCUUCCGACGACGCACAAGGGAGAGAGACUAUGUGCACAUCCAGUCACGCUCAGGGUGCUGGUCCUUCGUGGGGCGUAGAGGUGGAGAACAGAUUUUGUCCCUGGAUCGACGGGGGUGUGUGUACCACAUGGUGAUUCAGCAUGAGCUCCUGCACGCCCUGGGCUUCAACCACGAGCAGUGCCGCAGUGACCGUGACCAACACGUCUAUAUUUAUUACCAGAACAUCGUCAGAGGACUGGCAUACGCCUUCAACAAGAUUAACACCAACAACCUGGGCACCCCCUAUGACUACGGCUCCGUCAUGCAUUACGGAAGGUAUGCCUUCUCCGCAAACCGGCAGCCCACCAUUGUCCCCAUUCCCAACGCCAAUGUGCAGAUCGGGAGAGCCACCCAGAUGAGCCGCAUGGACAUCCUGCGGGUCCAACGCCUCUAUGGAUGCAAAUAAGUCGGGUUGUGGCUGACAAUAUGAAGACCCUAGACCGCAACUCAAAAGAAGUGGCUUUCCCGCUCAAUUGCAUAAAUGAAAAAAAAAGUUGUCUGAUUGAUGAUCUGAUCUGAUUGUGUACCCUUCUAACGAGACAGUUUUGUUAGCUUUCAUGUUUAAACCAAUAAAGUUUGGCAGAGUGAAAUCAAUAGUUU
Molecule: messenger RNA, 1194 nt
Organism: Alosa sapidissima (American shad)
Lineage: Eukaryota; Metazoa; Chordata; Actinopteri; Clupeiformes; Clupeidae
Product: low choriolytic enzyme-like
Exons: 10
Coding region: 83-1000 (305 amino acids)
Biological process (GO): proteolysis
Molecular function (GO): zinc ion binding; metalloendopeptidase activity
Source: RefSeq, a predicted model, not a curated record